Molecule: messenger RNA, 1995 nt
Organism: Amaranthus tricolor (Joseph's coat)
Lineage: Eukaryota; Viridiplantae; Streptophyta; Magnoliopsida; Caryophyllales; Amaranthaceae
Product: probable E3 ubiquitin-protein ligase ARI7
Exons: 2
Coding region: 192-1748 (518 amino acids)
Biological process (GO): ubiquitin-dependent protein catabolic process; protein polyubiquitination; positive regulation of proteasomal ubiquitin-dependent protein catabolic process
Cellular component (GO): cytoplasm; ubiquitin ligase complex
Molecular function (GO): zinc ion binding; ubiquitin protein ligase activity; ubiquitin conjugating enzyme binding
Source: RefSeq, a predicted model, not a curated record
AAUCAAAACAACUUUGCCCUAUAAAUCCUACCCAUCUACCAUUCUACCCGAUUGUACUUCAGAGUUCAAACUCAACCCUAAAAAAGUUCUGUCACAAUAUAAAUCUCAGCGUACAAAUCAAACCAUAAAUCCAUCAUCUUUAGAAAACUUUAGGUUGUUUCAUCAUCAUCCCCAACCAAACAGACUCUACCAUGGACAGCGGCCAAUACUCCGAUGAUGAGUACUACGACGAGUAUGGUGAAGACGACGUCCUCGAAAUCGGCUGUGAUAAUCACUCCCAAACCUCCGAUGAAGUCUCCUCCCAUGUCGGCGACGACAACAAAAGCUUUACUGUUUUAAAUAUGGCUGAUAUUCGUCGUCGACAAGACGAAGCUAUCUCUCAUGUUUGUUCCGUUCUAUCGCUACCUAAAUCGCACGCUAGUCUCUUACUGUUGCAUUACAAUUGGACUGUUUCGGACUUUCUCGAGCGUUGGUUCACUGAUGAACACGCCGUGCGGAAUAAAAUCGGUCUAUUUGUAAAUCCGAUUACAAUCACACACACAAUUCCAGAAAUCGACGAUAAUAAUUACUCUGAUUUUAUUUAUUGUGAGAUUUGCUUCGAGGAAUUCCACCAUGGCGAGAUUUGGUCUUUAUCUUGUAAUCAUUCCUUUUGUGUAACCUGUUGGAAAUCGUACAUUAGCUCGGCGAUUAAUGACAGUGCUAUAGGCAGUUUAACCCUAAAAUGUCCUGGGUUUAAGUGUCGUGUCGCGGUUACUAGAGAUUUAAUCGAUGAAUUAGUUUCGAUUGAGGAAAAAGAGAAAUUUGAUGAUUAUGUUGUUAGAUCUUAUGUUGAGUGCAAAAGAAAAAAUAUUAAGUGGUGUCCUGCCCCGGGGUGCGAGUGUGCGAUUGAAUUUGAGAGGGAUGGUGAUAAUAGUAGUGGGUAUGAUGUUACAUGUUUAUGUUCGUAUGGUUUUUGUUGGAAUUGUGGGGAGGAAUGUCAUAGACCAGUGGAUUGUGAGUUGGUUAAGAAUUGGAGUAUGAAGAAUUCAGUUGAGGGUGAGAACACUCAAUGGAUUAUUGCGUAUUCAAAGCCUUGUCCCAUGUGCAAGCGUCCUAUUGAGAAGAAUCAAGGAUGCAAUCACAUGACAUGUUCUUGCGGACACCAUUUCUGUUGGAUCUGCCUAGACCCAUAUUUCACCCAUCGUGAUAGUGCAUCAUGCAACAAAUUUGAAUCAGGUGAACAAAUGAUGAGUGAUGCAGAAACACAGAAACAUGCAGGGAAUUUUCUGGAAAGAUAUGCACAUUACUAUGAACGAUGGGCAAGCAACCACAAGUCACGGGAAAAAGCACUACACGACUUGCGCAGAACAAAGAGUGUGGAUUUAGAAAUUUUGAGUAAGAUUGGAAAUGUGAUGGUGUCUGUGUCGCAACUGGAGUUUAUUGUUGAUGCUUGGAAACAGAUUAUAGAAUGCAGGCGGGUUUUGAAAUGGAGUUAUGCUUAUGGCUAUUUUUCGACUGAAAAUAAUUCUCUUAAAAAACAAUUUUUUGAGCAUAUACAAGGACUUGCAGAGAAUUAUCUGGAAAUGCUUCAUUCUCAUGUAGAAAUUAGUCUGAAAUAUUUCAUAAAUGAUGAACCUCAUCGUUUGAAGCCUGAAAUACGAGAUUUUAACAGUUAUCGUUUUACGGUGGUUAAUUUAACAAAAGUUACUGCUAAAUAUUUUGAGGAUUUGGUCAGAGCUUUAGAGAAUGGUUUAUUAGAGGUGGAAUAGAAGAAAGACGACGUACAUCAACAAAUUGUAGCACCCACUUACAUCAACAAGCUAGAGAAUUAUUUUAGUCCAAAAUAUAUUUUUGGAACUCUGAUUUUUGGUACAUGUGAUUUGUGUUUUAAUAACAUUUUAUUAGAUUUAUUUUCUGUUUUCAUACAAUACUGAAUGGAAAAAUUAUUUUAGUUCUGAUAAACAUUACAUUGUCUAAUUUAUAGUUUGAAUUAAUGAAAUAACUGCUUUCCGUGUG